GCAGUCCUUAGCGCAGGAACCUUACGGAGCAUCAGAAGUACUCCUGCGGGACUCUUCAUUCUAGCAGAACACCUGUCACAGAGGCAUCUGACAAUGGUAUCGGCCGGAAUCCAGAUUUUGGGCACUUGUGUGGGACUGCUUGGCUGGGUUGGGGUCAUCAUAGCCUGUGCCAUCCCCAUGUGGAAAGUGUCAGCCUUCAUCGGCAACAACAUCGUGACGGCGCAGAUCAUCUGGGAGGGAAUCUGGAUGAACUGUGUGGUGCAGAGCACCGGGCAGGCUCAGUGCAAGGUGUACGACUCCAUGCUGGCGCUGGAGCGGGACCUGCAGGCGGCCCGCGCCCUCUGCGUGCUCGCCAUCCUGGUAGGAAUCAUCGGUAUGACGCUAGCCGUCGUUGGGGGCAAGUGCACCAACUGCAUGGACGACGAGGUGGCCAAGGCGCGGGUCUGCAUCACUGCAGGCGCCGUCUUCAUCAUCGCUGGGAUCCUUUGUCUGAUCCCCAUGUGCUGGACUGCCAGCGUCAUUAUCCAAGAUUUCUACAACCCCAUGGUGCCACAGACGAUGAAGAGGGAGAUGGGAACGUCCUUGUACAUCGGCUGGGCCUCGGCCGCCCUGCUCAUCGCCGGAGGGAUCCUGCUCUGCUACAGCUGUCCCCCCAAGGAGCCCUCGUACGCAGCCAAGUACUCCGUGGGCAGGCCGACCUCCACGGGCCAGAAGGUGUGAGAGGGAGAGCAGGGCAGUCGGGGCGCCGGGCCGCUCUGCGUCGACGAGGACCGCAAGAGGAAGAAACGGAGAUUGCCGGCAACAAUGUCCGCAAAUACAAAUUCCCAAAAAAAAGGUGUGACAAGGACUGAGACCGGGACGACGCUGUGGUUGGCUGUUAGUAAGAGAUAGUCUGUCAAUCUGUGUAUGUGUCUCUUUUCAGAGAAGGUGUGAGUUCUCAACUCUUUGUGGGUUCAGACAAGAAACUGAGUAACAAUCAUUUAAUCAAACAAAAAAAAAAACCUGUUUUAUAUCAUGGUAUUGUCUCUAUUUUUGUCUUGCUUGGUUUGUAUGUUAAUUUAUAUGCAGUUUUAUAUUUUUCUGACAAUGCUGUAAAUAAAUUGUUCACGGCGAUUUUA
This is a messenger RNA of Brienomyrus brachyistius, 1118 nucleotides long. Its product is annotated as claudin-4-like. Gene Ontology annotation, cellular component: bicellular tight junction; plasma membrane. The transcript has a single exon. Lineage: Eukaryota; Metazoa; Chordata; Actinopteri; Osteoglossiformes; Mormyridae. Gene Ontology annotation, molecular function: structural molecule activity. Gene Ontology annotation, biological process: cell adhesion; bicellular tight junction assembly. The coding region runs from base 94 to 720 and encodes 208 amino acids. The record is from RefSeq and is a predicted model, not a curated record.